AUGCACAUGCCCACGGCCCACCCGGACGGCUCGUUCCCCGGAGGGAGCCCGGAGCGUGCCGGCGGAUACAACAAGCCCCGGCGGUUGUCCAACAGCAGCAGCACCAGUUCGGUAACGACCAGCAGCGUCGGGCACGACAGCGUCGACAGCCGUGUGCGCACUUCGUCGUUCACGAGCAGCCAGACGAGCUUUGAUUCGUACAGCCCGCGGACGUCUUCAGCACCAGUGACAUGGCAGAACGGUGCAGGCGGGCAAAGUUAUCCCUGGCAUCGGCCAGCGCCCAUCAAGCAGCGGAAGAAGGCCCAGCCAGGGGAGCAGUUUGCGGCACUACCCGGGGAGAUUCUGGAGCUGAUCCUGGCGGAACUGCGCAAGCUGCACCUGCGGCCGGGAAGCAACAGCUGCGCGACGUGCUGGAUGCGGGACUGUUGCUCGGUGGCGAUCAGCGCUCGCAAGUUUCUCAAGUAUGCCCGCGAAGCGUUAUAUCAACACAUUCAACUGGUGGGCCACGAAUCGCCUGCGAUGAAGAAGCGGACCAAGACAGCUUACGGCUCGCGACUGGUGUUGCUCCGACGGACGUUGAGAGCGAAUGCGCAAAUCGCGGCGGCCGUGCGGUCGCUGAAGCCGCCUGCUAGGCCGAUGUCGGUUGGGUUGAUCGCGUACAACGACCUAGUCGCGUCGGUGGUGAUGGCCUGUCCCAACCUGGAACGGCUGGUAGGCUACCACCCGACGUACGACCACUCGUUUCAGCGCUUGUUCCAAGCCCUGUCGACACGGCCGAAGCUGAAAGAGAUGAACUGGAUCUUGGAACCAUCGGCAAAACAACAGCAGCAGAGGAUGCGCCCGCAGGAGGCGCGAUGGGGACCAGGUGACCUGGAACCACAGGAGUCACAACUGUUUAUGGGUUUCCACGCGGACUGGAGGCAGCUCACCACGCUGGUUGUGCACUGUCAGCCAGGGGCGGCGUUGAGCCCCCCCAGCUUGCUGGGCGGUACGAUUCGAGCGUUGCCAGCGCUGCAGAACCUCUACCUUUCUCACAUGCCCCCAACGGCCUUCAAUGACAGGAACCUCCUCGCGCUGCCUGCACUGAGGAAACUGUCACUCAGCUCAUGCACGGGUGUUACGACCGCCGGCCUCUCCGCGCUUGCAACCCGCCGAACAAGCACGUCCCUCAGCGCCCUCACACUGCUCCAGAUGAACGUCGAGUCACUUCCGGCCAUCGCCCGCAUCCUUUCGUACCUUGUCCGCCUUGAAACAUUCACCAUCGUUCAAACCUACGCCCCCGAGAUGCCGCCCGACGAGUUCAUGAUCCUUUUCCCUUAUCUCGCUUCGCAGUCCCUCCGAAAACUUCACUGGGAUAUCCCCUAUUUACCGAACACGUCGACCCCGGCCGAUACCAUUCUUGCGCGGAGCAUCUCAGCUGGCGGGUUCCCAUCGCUGCGGGCCUUGUGCACACCGAACGAUCCAGACGGGCUGUUCCAGUCUCUCUGCGCACCGCGUGAGCGCGUGGAUCACCCGACGGACCGAUACCGCGGGCUGUUCCCCGUUCCGGGCCAGACAGGCCAGAACACGACACCCUGGGGACAUACUCGCAACAGCUCGAGUUUCUCGUCUACCAACAGCGGAGGGGCCGCUGCUACUCCGACAGGAAACGGCAGCAGCGGCCUCAGUUUCGGUCGGUCUACCCCGACCUCUAUGAACCCCUUCCGCUCCCGUAGCCGCACCAACAGCCGUCCCAACACCCCCAACGGCACUGGCAACGGCGGCGCCAACACUCCAACUCCUCAAUCCCCUCUCUUCCCCCCCUUGGACGCCCUGAUCCCACGCGAAAACAGCAACCUCGCCCAGGCGCGUCUUGCCGCCCAAGCUCGUCUCGAAGCCGCCCAGCGCAUUCCCCGCUACCUCGUUCACGUCUUUGACGAAGACCAAGGCGCCAUGGUUGAAAAGUUUGGGAUUGGCGCCUUUUUGGGGCAUGUGGAGUCCCGGAUCCGGUAUGUGCUCUCGCCCGAUGUGGCGUCGGGUGCGACGGAUGAAGGAGGUGGGGUGGUUAGUGUGGAGGAUAUGAUGCGGGAUGAUGGAGGGGAAAUGGUUGGGUUUUUCGGUGGGUUCUUGGGUGGGAGUGGGAGUCGUCGUGGUAGUAGUGCUGGUGGUGCUGGUGAUGAGACGAACGGGGACACGCCGGAUACGCGAGGGGAAGGGUGUACGGGACGGUGGAACACGUAUAGUGGGAUGGUGGUGGAUAAGAAGGACCAGGAACGAUGGUGGCAUCAGGAGAGGGGAAGAUGGAGGGGGGUGGUACUUUCAUGA
This is a messenger RNA of Dichotomopilus funicola, 2304 nucleotides long. RefSeq lists its product as uncharacterized. The transcript has 2 exons. Lineage: Eukaryota; Fungi; Ascomycota; Sordariomycetes; Sordariales; Chaetomiaceae. Bases 1 to 2304 code for a protein of 767 amino acids. The record is from RefSeq and is a predicted model, not a curated record.